AAUUAUAUGUAAAGUGCUACAAAAUAACUCGGAAAAAAGGAAAAUAUCUACGAUACUUAACCUAUAUAUUUUUUAUAAUAAAAGUGACAGCAAAACAAAUAAUUGUGGUGAUGUAUUCAGUAAUAAAUAUUGGGGAAUCUUAUUUGAAUUUUAAUCUCUGUUAAAUUACCAGUGUAAGUUCAAACUGAAAAUUCAAGUUGUUAUUAAAAUGGCUGAAUCUAAUGUCAAUGAAAGUGAAGAAAAAAAAGAUUUUGAUUUGGAGUGUGCAAUUUGUCUUCAGCCAUGUGUUCAUCCCGCUGAACUGCCAUGUGGUCACAUAUUUUGCUUCCUAUGUGUCAAGGGCAUAGUAUUCCAGAACAAGAGGUGUGCAUUGUGUCGACAAGUUAUUCCUAGGGAAUAUAUUAACAAUCCUACUCUAGUGAAGUGGAGUGCAGUUCUAGAAAAACAAAAAUCUGUUGAUGAUCAGUACCAGUGGUUUUAUGAAGGCCAUAAUGGUUGGUGGCAAUAUGAUGAGAGGGCUAAUGGAGAAAUUGAACGAGCAUACACAUUGAAUCAGAGUUGGUGGCAAUAUGAUGAAAGAACUGGCUCAGAUUUGGAAACAGCAUAUAAUAUGGGAGUUGAUAGCUGUGAGGUACUCAUUUCAGGCUACAUGUAUGUUAUAGAUUUCAAAUUGAUGGUGCAAUAUAGAAAAUACGAAUUUUCUCGUAAAAGAAGUAUCAAGAGAGAUUCGCCCACAAUUCCUAAAAAAGGAAUAGCCGGUAUAAGAACAGAAGAAGGUGAAAAUAAUUGCGAAGAUGAUGAACAGAAUAGCCAGAUCGAAAACCAAAUACCAAUCACACCAUUCAAUACUCCUCAGAGUCCAAUUAGUCAGAGGCAAUCUCCAGAAGAUAGUUUUCUACAGGCUUUCCGCUCAUUACGGAUAGGGUCACCAGACACAAGAAAUACCAAUGAUGAUUAUGAAAAUUUACCCCACCGUAGGAGUUCUUGAUUAUUUAUUGUAAUAAGAUAUGUAAAUAAGUAUAUUUUUAUUGAUAAUUAUAUUAUUUUCGUAACAAAAA
Molecule: messenger RNA, 1058 nt
Organism: Harmonia axyridis
Lineage: Eukaryota; Metazoa; Arthropoda; Insecta; Coleoptera; Coccinellidae
Gene: Rnf146
Product: E3 ubiquitin-protein ligase rnf146
Exons: 5
Coding region: 209-988 (259 amino acids)
Biological process (GO): ubiquitin-dependent protein catabolic process; Wnt signaling pathway
Cellular component (GO): cytoplasm; nucleus
Molecular function (GO): ubiquitin protein ligase activity; poly-ADP-D-ribose binding; zinc ion binding
Source: RefSeq, a predicted model, not a curated record